CCUCCUCUUUAGCCGCUCCUCCUUCCUCAGCCGCACUUGCCAGCCGCUGCCUGUCCGGAUACUCCGGGGUGGAUGCGCCCCAAAGAGCCAGGUUGAUAGUCUCCAUCCUGCCUGGGGAGGUAGGACGAUGAGUGAAAGUAACCAUUACCAACGGGCAAAUGCAAGUAGGAGACGUCGUGGAGGUGCAGCAAAGCAAGUGAAAGAAAAUAAUGAAGCUUACAAACUUUUGGAUGAACCGCUCCAGAUGGAGUCUCAGACACAAACUCAGCAACAAUUGUAUUAUGGCUUGAGCCCACCACAGAAUUUUGAUGAGGCUGCAGAGAUGCCAGCUCCCUCAUUGACUCUUGUGACCAGUAUGAGGACCCAGCUGCAUAUGGCCCUUGAGAGGAACUCCUGGCUGCAAAAGCGAAUCAAAGACCUUGAAGAAGAGCGAGACUUCCUGCGCUGCCAGUUAGACAAGUUCAUCUCCUCGGCUCGUCUGGAUGCAGAUGACCACUUUCGCAGCAAACAGGCCCUCCGGCGGAAUGGGGAUGCGACGGACGAUGACAGUAUGGGCUCCUGGCUGACUGCCAGCCCUGAAGAAGGGGGCUCCACAGAACACAAAAAGCAGAAAGGUGGGACUAACAGAAGACGCUUUGUGAAACCCAAAAUGCGUGAGAGGCAGAGAGUCAAAGAUGUGGAUGGGGUGUUAUGCCGCUACAAGAAGAUCCUGUACACUUUCCAAAAGCUGCAAAGCAUGAGCCGGGCCUUUGAGCACCACCGAGUGGACCGGAACACUGUGGCCUUGACCACUCCCAUUGCUGAGCUCCUCAUUGUGGCCCCUGAAAAGCUGGCUGAGGUGGGAGAAUUUGACUCCUCCAAAGAGCGGCUGCUGGAGUAUUCCCGCCGAUGUUUCAUGGCACUGGACGAUGAGACACUCAAGAAGGUCCAGGCCCUCAAGAAGAGCAAGCUCCUCCUGCCCAUCACCUACCGCUUCAAGCGGAAAACAGACUCCCCCAUCCCUGCUGCUGGCAACCCUCUUCCACCACCCGCUACUCCACCCAAGCCACUUCUGCCCAUUGCUGAUUGCUGUAAACGAUGACUUCCCGCCUUUGGCUGCUGGGGCUCACUUUGUAAGCUGUUAUACCUCCAUCCCUGCCCAAUCUUUUCCAAGCACCUCUUGUGCCCUCUCUCGCCAUCUCUUUGGUCCUUGCCAAACAUUCCCCACAGCUUCAAAGGCUGGAUAAAGACAGCUUUGUAGGCUUGGCUAACUUGCUCAUGAGGUGAGGGAAUGAUCAGUGUUAACUUCUUAAGGUGUAUCGCUUAAUCUGACUGGAUGCUCCCACUGGACCAUAAGGAACACAUUUCAUUCUUUACUUCCACCUGAGAACUGACAAAAAUGGUUAUUCAGAGGACAGGUGAAGUAAGUCAGUGGGACAGAAUUUGCUGUAUCCAAAGGUAGAUGCUUGGGAGUUGCUAAAGCGGUAGAGUGACACUGUUCAGAUUGCCAAAUUGUUAAUAGGAAGUACACAGCUUGGGAAAGUUGUUUUGGACUCCCAUAUUCUCCCAGCCAGUAUGUGUUGGCUCAGAGAUUUCAGGAAUUACAUUAAAAAUAUUUUGUGAAGCUCUGGAAAUGUGAGCCCUGCCUCUAAAUCGGUUUCUAGCCCACAAACGUGCAUGGGAUCAUGUUCUCGUGCACACAGAAGUCUUUUGUUGCACAUCAAUUGUCUGAAAAGAUAAAUAGUUACAAGUUGAUAAAUACAUUUCCUUACCUCAUUUUUCCCAUGUCGUAGCUUAUUUACAAAGAGCCACAAAAUUAAGUGAGGAUGCUUAGAUGCCAAUUCCACGCUUAUUCAAUAGAGUGGAUAAGGAUGUGUGUGUGUUCCAUCUGGGCCAGAUCUUUCCCCCAUUUUGGAUUCUUUAACCCAAAGAAGCAAAUGGAUGGAGAGGAAUGGCUCCAGGGUCUUUGCAGCCAAUAACUUUCACUGGGUCCUUUCUUCUUUCCUUGCUUUGGGAUUCAUAGGUUCAUGCAACAGGCUUGCUUUCCCAGUUCUGACACAGUUCUGGAAGCAAUAGCGUUGGGGUUUUCAGCCGAAAGCUGGAUUGCUUCCUCCAAGGGGCUCUUCUGCUUCUGCACCUUGUUGAAAAUGUCUGCAAAAGCAAAAGAAAACCCCAAAUUGCAGCCCCUUAUUGAGCUAAGGAUCCUGAACUGGGUCCUAUUAUAUUAUAGUAUAAUUAUAUUUAUUAUAUUAUAUGUAGUUGUCCAGUUAUGUUAUUUAAUUUUAUUUAUCGGUUACUUUGUUAUAGUUAUGAAUUGAUUUUUGGGAUUAGGCAGGGUUGUUUAUUUUGUCUUUGUUUAAUGUAUUAUGGCAUUGAAUGUUUGCCAUUUUUUGUUGGAAGCCACCUUGAGUCCCUUCGGAGAGAUAGGGCAGAAUAUAAAGUUUUAUUAUUAUGUGUCUAGUCCUGCUGCUUAAAUUGGCCUCAACCUACAGACAACAAAGGUCUCCUUACAAAGCGAUUUUUGAUGGAGGAUUCAGACACUUCAUGUGCCAAGCCAUUAUUCGAUUGCCCUCUCCAGUCUGCUGAGUGAUUAGACUAGACCUGAGAAGGCAUAUAUGGUGGGGUACCAUUGCUUACCCGCACUUUAUAAGAAUUCUCUCCCUGCUGCUUUUCACUCAAAUUUUCCUCAGACUGGAAGGAUCAACUGCACUGUUCAGAGGUCUCUAGAUACUUUCCUUCAGCCUCCCAAAAUAUUCCCAUGUUCUGUACAUAUCUCAUAUUUUUUACCUCAUGGUUGUGCCAGGCUUUUUCUUCUAUUUCUGUUUACCUAUUACUGGCACUCAAACCAAUAUGUUUUUGCUUAUUGUUUAUUUGUUUUGGUUGGGGGGAUGAUGUUGUACUCUUGUAUUGUGUAAUUUGUUUUUUAACAAUUUGUUCCAUCCAUGGGAGAAAAGUGGGAUAAUAAAUAAAUAAAUAAAUAACUUGUUUUUCUGCCAAUUUUUGGUAAUUUUCAUUCUUUUUUGCUCCUUUUAUGUGAGCACUGUGCGUGCGCAGACACGGUGCAGGCUUUGUCAACUGAGGCUUUUCAGGUGCUUUGGACUAUUGAUCCUUUCACUAGCAUGGUGAAUGGUUGGCCAUGAUGGGGAUUGUAGUCCAAAGUAUCUGGAGGAUGUCAUCUAAGAAGGAUGUUCAGCACAUUUAUGGCUUCAGGAUACCACUGUGGAUGUGUAUGACAAAGAAUGAAUAUAAGGAUGUCAACAGUUUACCUCUGGUUUUUGGGAAUGCGCUCAUUUAUUCAGUGUAAUUAAUGGGUUGUUUCCACUGUGCCUGUAAUUUUUAACCCUGCCCCAUUUUCCUCUUGUGUUUAAAAUAUUUUAAAAAUAAAAAGUUUAAAAUUAUAUCUACUAAGAUUUAAGUUAAACUGUGUUUUGAAUAAAACUGAACAUCUGUGAUCUAUCUAUUUAUGUA
Molecule: messenger RNA, 3447 nt
Organism: Anolis carolinensis (green anole)
Lineage: Eukaryota; Metazoa; Chordata; Lepidosauria; Squamata; Anolidae
Gene: ccdc106
Product: coiled-coil domain containing 106
Exons: 6
Coding region: 128-1081 (317 amino acids)
Cellular component (GO): nucleoplasm
Source: RefSeq, a predicted model, not a curated record